Messenger RNA from Pseudophryne corroboree (corroboree frog), 3247 nucleotides. It is a transcript of the gene GFRAL, whose product is annotated as GDNF family receptor alpha like. Bases 52 to 1662 code for a protein of 536 amino acids. The transcript has 10 exons. Gene Ontology annotation, cellular component: signaling receptor complex; external side of plasma membrane. Gene Ontology annotation, molecular function: signaling receptor activity. The record is from RefSeq and is a predicted model, not a curated record. NCBI's taxonomy places the organism in Eukaryota, Metazoa, Chordata, Amphibia, Anura, Myobatrachidae. Gene Ontology annotation, biological process: nervous system development.
UCAUUAGACACAUGCACUUCACCAGUGACACUGGAUACACUCUGAACUGCGAUGAAGUACAUCUGCUGCACAGCUUUUUGGUUUGUACUUUUGAACUUCCCUGCCUCUCAGCCUUUACAUUGUCAUAAAUUGAGAGAAGAAUGUAGAAUCUCUCAAGAUGAAUGUGGAGGACUCUGGAAUGCAACAGAAAGAAUGUGUGAUUAUUCAGGUGUGAACUGCCAACUGAAAAAUGUAGUGAACUGCAAUUUAACCAUAUAUUAUUUCACUGAGAAAUACCCUGAGUUUAAAGCAUGCACCUGUGCUAAAGAUAUUUACUGCACUGUUAAAAAGCUACUGGGAAAGGACUGUAACCCCAAAAAUGAACAUGCUGCCCCUGAAGGAACCAUGCUACAAGAAAGCUCCAUUAUUCAUAAAGGCUUCAUGCACCAUCCAAAAAUAAUUGAUGCUACAUCAUCAGGAAAGGCAAAUGACUGCAUUUUAGCAAAACAAUUAUGCAAAGAAAACCAUAAUUGCUUUUCUUUAUAUGAGAACUUUAAAAGUCAGUGCAUUCAACCACAAGAAUGCAUUGUCAAUGAUGCAGUACAAAGUUGCUUGACAGCUUAUAGCGAAUUCAGAAAAACUGUAAUGGGAAACUGCGUUUGUCUAAACUCAACAAAGAGAAAAUGUCUAAAAAUUUGGAAUAGCAUUUAUAAUAAUACUUGUUUACAACAUGCAAAAGAAAGACAAAUUUCCCCAAAUUCCGGAGGAAAAAGGGAUUCCAGUGUUUUGGACAUGAGUUCGUAUUCUUCUCAAGUGACUAUCAAUUCAGAAUGGGAUACAAGCUCAUUAAGGAAUAUAGCAAAUGGAGGUCCAAUAUCUUGCUUAGAUGUUGCAACGCUUUGCAUUGGAGAUUCUGUGUGCAACAGGCACUUAGCAGCACUUAUGAAGGCUUGCACCAUUAUUGGAAAUGUGUGUAACGUGAAGGAUUGCCAGAGAACGAUACAAUCAUUCUAUGAAACCAUGCCCUUCAAUGUCUCUCAAAUGCUGGCAUUUUGUGAUUGUCCUCAAUCUCAUGAAGACUGCCAACGGGCUGGAGACGUGCUACAUAGCAAAUCAUGCACCGUUCAUACAGAUGCACCCAUGUCCUGCCUUCGGGUGGUCUCUAGUUGCCUUGAAAAUGAGCUAUGCAGAGAAAGAUUUCGAACAUAUCAAUCAAAAUGCUGGGAACAUGCUAACAGGUGUCACAAUAAUAAGGAUUGUUUGUUUGCUUUAAAUAAAAAAGAUCUGACUUGCUCUGGAAGUGAUGAAUGCCGUGCUGCAUAUAUUGGAACUCUUGGAACAAAGCUUCAUACUCCAUGUACAUGUUCUGCCGGACUUGACUAUGACAAUCAAUAUUUAUGUGACUUAUUUUCCCACAUACUGCAUGGAAAAUCCUGUUUAAACAGACUUACUGUAAGAAACAUUCAUGCAUCUUACAGUGAUACACAAGGAAAGCAACGCAUAACGACUGACUCACAUACGUCUCAAAGUGAUGCUCUGGUCUAUAUCAUUGCAUAUACUUCUGGGAUAAUACUGAUUUCUGGAAUUAUUCUUUUGACUUUACUUCAGACACGAGCCUGCCGAUCACAACAAAAAAGUCCUGUUCCAAAAGGAAAUGCUUCUGAAAGCUUAAUGACUUCCUAAUCAGUUUGAAAACUAGCAUACUUCUGUAUUAUGUAUAGUAUGUUUUUAAGUGAAAUAAAUGUUUUUGGUUGUGAGCUUGUAGAUUAGCAUAGUGCUGUGAUGUCAUACUGAACUAGGUAUGUACAAGAAAUGUGGAGGGCUUCACUGUCACCCAAGUUUUUUACCAAUGUGUGUCAAAAUCUGCAACAUUUUCAACUCACAACACAUACGUUUACAAACUGGAACUCUUAACAUAUCCAAAUUAAAUAAUUUAGCACACAAAAGGAAGUAUUCAGUUUUAAAUAAAUAUAAAAUCAUUCAGGCUUAUUCAGUUUUGUGUAUUUCAGAAAAACCCUAGGAUAAAAAAAUAACUCACCGUGGCUGCUGGGUUUUUCCUAUUCAAUUGAAGGAGAGCAAACGAGCCAUGGUGAUUUCUUUUGAUAUCACCACGUCUGUUUUCUCACAGUCCCAGGGCAAGAUCAAUUUUCCUUAAAUCGAUAGUUUAAAGAAAAAUUGUCAGGACAUGCUUUGGAACCCUGAGGACAGCCCCACCUCCCUUUAAUGACUAAUUAAGCAAUCGGAAUAUUCCAGUUAGCUUAAUUAGUCCUUAAGUACUCACCCUCUGCUGUGAUGACUUAGUUCUCCGCAUCCCAACAAGCUGGUCUUUUGCAGCAGCAGUGUGUGUGAGAAUGUGUGAGUGUGUGUGUAAGACCCUGUGACCCCCUGUCAGGUGUGUGUAGCCCCUAGUAUGUGUGUGUGUGUGUGUGUGUGUGUGUGUGUGUGUGUGUGUGUGUGUGUGUGUGUGUGUGAGAGCCCCGUGAGUGUCCGGUGUCAUCAGCAGGAAGAACUACAUCUCCCAUAAUCCUCCUCCCUUUCCAAUAGCUUCCUCUUCUCCCAGCAUGCAUCCUGGAAGGACAACUCAGCAUGGAGGGGAGCUGACAAGAAGCCUGAAGAGGAAAAAAAGGGGGCAGGGCUCAACUGCACACCCUAUUACUAAAGAUAUUAAGAGGUGCUAUCAUGCUGAGGCUUCUUAUACUAUGCUGGAGGAAGAGAAAUGCAGAUGUGCACUCCUAGCACUAAGAACACUGGGGGUCAUUCCGAGUUGUUCGCUCGGUAAAUUUUUCCGCAUCGCAGCGAUUUUCCGCUUAGUGCGCAUGCGCAAUGUCCGCAGUGCGACUGCGCAAAGUAAAUUUGCUAUGCAGUUAGGUUUUUUACUCACGGUUUUUUCUUCGUUCUGGUGAUCGUAAUGUGAUUGACAGGAAGUGGGUGUUUCUGGGCGGAAACUGGCCGUUUUAUGGGUGUGUGCGAAAAAACGCUACCGUUUCUGGGAAAAAUGCGGGAAUGGCUGGAGAAACGGAGGAGUGUCUGGGCGAACGCUGGGUGUGUUUAUGACGUCAAACCAGGAACAACAAGCACUGAACUGAUCGCAGAUGCCGAGUAAGUCUCGAGCUACUCAGAAACUGCACAGAGAUGUCUUUUCGCUAUAUUGCAAAUCUUUCGUUCGCAAUUUUAAGAAGCUAAGAUUCACUCCCAGUAGGCGGCGGCUUAGCGUGUGUAAAGCUGCUAAAAGCAGCUUGCGAGCGAACAACUCGGAAUGAGGGCCACU